AUUAACCAUAUUAGCAACAAUAAUUGUUGAAAAACAAAAUAAACACAACAAUAUUGAAAACAAUGAUAAUCUAAAAAUAAUACUAAAUUACGACUAUAUUGUUGUCGGUUCGGGAGCUUCGGGAACAACAGUUGCCGCCCGGUUGGCUGAAAAUAGUAAAACAAGUGUACUAUUGUUGGAAGCGGGAGGCUAUCAAAAUACAUAUAAUGACAUCCCUGCAUUUGAAUCAAUAUUAAGUGAAACUCAACAAAACUGGAAUUAUACUAUUGUUAAACAAAAAAAUGCAUAUUUGGCUUUUGUGGACAACCGGUAUAACAUACAACAGGGACGAGUUUUAGGCGGAUCCACAGCUAUUAACUCAAUGAACUACUAUCGCGAGUGUCCCGACUAUUAUCGUUUGUGGUCUGAUAUUACAGGUGUUAAAGGUUGGAGUUAUUCCGAUGUUUUACCGUUUUUUCUUAAAACCGAAAAUAAUUUGGACAAAAAAUUAGUGUCUAUUGACUCAAAGUAUCAUAAAUCGGGCGGAAAGUUGACAGUAACCACACCUGAUGUCGAUGUUAUUCUUAAAAAUUAUAUAAUUGCUUCAAAACAGUUGGGUUAUAAGUGGACACAUAUGGAUGGAAGGAAUCCAAUGGGAACCACAUAUAUGCAGAAAACAAUAGAUAGUAAUGGAUUUCGCCAAUCAAUUGCAAAAAUAUUUCUCGAAAAUCGAAGUCAAAAAAAUCUCAAAGUUUUAGGUAAUUCUUUGGUAACAAAAAUUUUGAUUAAUGAUAAAAAACAAGCCAUUGGUGUUGAGGUUUACAGAAAAGCUAAAAAAUAUCAAGUAUUUGCUAAGAAAGAAGUUAUUAUAAGCGCUGGCGCUAUAGGAAGUCCUAAAUUAUUGAUGCUAUCGGGUAUCGGACCAUCAGAUCAUUUGAAAAAACUGCAUAUUCCUGUAGUUUCUGACCUAAAAGUUGGUUAUAAUAUGAUUAAUUCACCGAUGAUUGAGAUAAAUACUAUUGGUUUUGAUAUAAUCAAUCAAUCGUUAGUUGAGAAACCACUCGAAACAUUUGAGAAUAUUUACAAUUUUUUUGUCAACCAUUCCGGGCCUUUAAGAAACAAAGUAUCGGGUGUUUCCUGUUUUCCUGAAAUGUCGUACAACAGUACAUAUCCACAACUAAGUAAUGGAUGUGUAUUACCCCGAACUAGUUAUAUAGACACUGAUUUGGAUGCAUUGGUCGCACAUUACAAACAUCCCGAUCAAUGGCGUCAAUAUUUUAGACCAUAUCUAAAUCGGACCAGUUUUUCACUUUAUGCAGUAAUAAAACGCGCCAAAAGUGUAGGCCGUAUACAACUUGCAUCUACUAAUCCUCUUGAUGAACCAAUUAUUGAUCCAUGUCAAUUUUGUGAUAAAAAAGACAUAGAUGAUCUUGUUAAAACAAUCAAAUUAGCAUUAAAAAUUUAUACAAGCACAUAUAUGAAACAAUAUAUUAAACCCUAUAAAUAUCCCAUUCCUGGUUGUACGCCCUGUCCUCACAAUUAUUUUUGCGAUACGUAUCUAAAAUGUAUAGUACAGGCAAAUACCGAUUGGGUAUUACCAAUGGGUGGGUGUCGUAUAGGUGUAUCUCCCGAUACCGAUGCUGUUGUCGAUGAAAACUUUAAAGUGUUUGGUGUUUCAAAUUUACGAGUUAUUAACUCCUGUAUAAUACCGGUUGCAACCGAACAGAUAAAUGCCAUAUCGGUUAUGAUUGGAGAAUAUGGAGCCCACAAAAUCAUUAAUACAUUAUAAACUGUAGAUUAUUUGUUAAUUUUACUUUAUU
This is a messenger RNA of Oppia nitens, 1799 nucleotides long. Its product is annotated as ecdysone oxidase-like. The transcript is spliced from 2 exons. Gene Ontology annotation, molecular function: oxidoreductase activity, acting on CH-OH group of donors; flavin adenine dinucleotide binding. The record is from RefSeq and is a predicted model, not a curated record. The coding region runs from base 362 to 1768 and encodes 468 amino acids. Lineage: Eukaryota; Metazoa; Arthropoda; Arachnida; Sarcoptiformes; Oppiidae.